Drosophila ananassae is the source of this 1784-nucleotide messenger RNA. RefSeq names its product endoplasmic reticulum lectin 1. The record is from RefSeq and is a predicted model, not a curated record. Gene Ontology annotation, cellular component: endoplasmic reticulum lumen. NCBI's taxonomy places the organism in Eukaryota, Metazoa, Arthropoda, Insecta, Diptera, Drosophilidae. Gene Ontology annotation, biological process: endoplasmic reticulum unfolded protein response; retrograde protein transport, ER to cytosol. The coding region runs from base 133 to 1719 and encodes 528 amino acids. The transcript has 4 exons.
GUGCGACGGCCACACUGAACAUAUGUUCAAUAUUUUUAGAAGAAAACAACACGUAGCUCAUUGAUUUCGUAUAUUUUCCUUGUUUGUAAUGAAAAUAAACGAGUAAUAGGUUUUCAAUAUAGAUCAACGAAAAUGAAGAGCUUCAAUGUAGGCGUGCCAGAGGUGACGCUUCUGCUGGGUAUAAUAGCAGCAGUGGUGUGCCAUGAGGCCAAGGAUUUCGACGACUCGAUUUUGUAUAAGAUUGAUUUUGAGGUGCCGGAGCUGCUUGGACAACCAGACCUGGGAAACCAGCUGAGGACAUUUUACACUUCAGACAAGGAGAAGUACGAGUGCUUGAUACCAAGCUUGGAGCGUCCCAAAGAGGAGUCCAAUUCCGACAAGCCGGAGUUGUCUCCCAUUAGUCUGCUGCAACCCAUUUUCUCAGCUCUAACCUGCUCGUAUCGCAUUGAAGCCUACUGGUCCUACGAGAUUUGCCACGGACAUCAUGUGCGCCAGUAUCAUGAGGAACGCGAGGGCAAGAACGUAAAAUUUCAAGAGUACUAUUUGGGAAAGUGGAGUGAAGACAAGACAGAGGAGCUAACCAAGGCUUGGAAGGAAAAUAAAAAUCAGGGAAUCAAGCCCAAAUACAAGACCCUGAAAAUCGACAAUACCCGGUAUCCCUACUUCGAGAUGGAGUUCAGCGAUGGUACAAUGUGCGAUAUUAUUGAUGCUCCUCGCACAACAAUGGUGCGUUACGUGUGCUAUCCUCACGGCAAGGACGAUAUCUAUUCCUUCAAGGAGAUUUCCUCUUGCAACUAUGAGGCCAUUAUUCUUACUUCUACGCUUUGUUUCACUCCCGCUUUCAAUGCCGAGGAGUCCAAGGAACUAUCCAUAAAAUGCUUUAACUCUGAAACGGAGCCGCAUAAGCCACUGAGCUUAUUGCGCUCAGAACUAAGCGAGUGGGCCGAGUCCGAGUCGGAUCUGUUGGUCUCCAAGGAAAAGGACAGCAAACCCUCACAGAAAUUGUGGCCCAAGGCAGAUGGCGACAUGGUCACCUUUAAAUACAGUGGAGACGUCGAUAAAAUCAUACUGGAGCUUAUGAGCAACGGCGAGAUUGAGCUAGACAAUGACUUACACCAGCUCCUGUUGUCCCGUGCGUACUCUGGAUCGAUACCCACGCCUAUAACUGAUCUGACGCCCAUCCAUGAGUUCAUCUCGGGCAAGAAUUGUUUAACCGGGGGCAACGGUUGGUGGAAGUACGAGUUUUGCUAUGGCAGACACGUCCGCCAAUUUCACAAGGACAAAAACAGCGAGGUGGAGCUGUUCUUGGGCUAUUUCUCCGAAGAUGCUCACCGUCAGUGGGCCACUUCGAAUCCCGAAAAAGGAGCGCGUCGACCGGGCUUCUCCUCCUCCAUUUGGCAUCAUUAUGGGAAGGGCACGCACUGUGAUCGCACUGGUCUUCCCCGGGAAGUAGAUGUAAAGUUGACCUGCACUCCAGUCACAACAAGUGGCUCUGCAGUUUCCAUGUAUUUGCUGGAGCCAAAAACGUGCCAGUAUAUCCUGGUGGUGGAGUCGCCUACUAUCUGUGAUCUUAUGCAUUACGCUGACUCCCACGGUCUGGUCAAACCCGAGAACCUAAAUAAGGUCCAUGUCAGUGGUAAUGAAUCGCCAGCCACUCCGGCUCCGUCACUGCCUACUAAAGGUCGUACUGCCAGUUUGGAGGAGGAGAUUCGUUCCUAGGCAUCUUCGUAUUCCAAUUGUAGUGAAUUAAUUUUAAAAAUAAAUUUAAUUUGUAAAAUAUCGAA